AUGAGAUUAAGAACAUUAUCACUAUACUUUGUGAUGCUUCAAGAAGAGAGAAGCUCCAAUGGUGAAAUUUCCACCGAGGACGCCAGUUGGGAGCAUCUAGAAGAUCCAGGAGGAAGCAAGAUAAGUUCACACCAGCAUAACAUCUGCAACCCUGAAGUAGUUAAGAAUAGGCAGGAUGUCACAAUUAGCUAUUGCUGCAAGAAGGCGUGGGAUGAAAUAGCUCAUUUGCAAAGGUUGGUUUACUUCGGAGUUGUGGACAAUGAUAUGUUUGGUACGUUCCCUUAUUCCUUUUACAAUAUAUCAUCAACUCUGAAGCGCAUUGAAGUUGCAGGUAACCGACUUAAUGGCACUCUUCCAGCCAACAUAGGCCUCACUCUCUCUAAUCUCCUAUCCUUGAACAUUGCCGGUAACGAAUUCUCUGGUCUGAUCCCAGUUUCACUAUUCAAUGCUUCCCAGCUUGAAUUUAUUGAUCUCUCCUUUAACAAUAUCGUGGGACAAGUUCCAACUGAUCUAGGCAACCUGCUAAAUCUCUCUGUUUUAGGUGUUGGUGGAAAUAAUCUUGGAAGUAAUUCGGUCAAGGACUUGGAUUUUUUAACAUCUUUGGAAAACUGCACCAAACUUAAAAGGCUAGGUUUUUUUGAUAACAAUUUCGGAGGUAGUUUACCUGAUUCUAUAGGAAAUUUGUCGAAGCAAGUUAGGGCUUUACAUAUUGAUGGCAAUCAAAUAUCUGGAAUUAUUCCUGCAGCAUUAGAGAAUCUCAUCAACUUAAGUCUUCUUAACAUGCAUGAAAACUUGUUCACAGGACCCAUUCCCACUAAUUUUGGGAAGUUUCAAAAGCUCCAAGGAUUGGGUUUGAAUGGAAACAGAUUGAGGAGAAAAUCAAAAAAAGAAUCAUCUUCUACACUCCCCAAAACCAACUUUCUUUCAAAUGCUUCAUACAAGGAGCUCUAUCAAACUACCGACGGAUUUUCUCCUAGCAAUUUAAUUGGAUGUGGUAGUUUUGGCUCCGUAUAUAAAGGAAUUCUUGCUCAAGAAAAAAGGAUGGUUGCUGUGAAAAUAUUGAACCUUCAACAGAAAGGAGCUUUCAAGAGCUUCAUGGCAGAAUGCAAUGUGUUAAGAAAUAUACGGCAUCGGAAUCUCGUGAAGAUCUUAACUUGUUGCUCAAGCAUGGACUAUAACGGCAAUGAAUUCAAAGCACUAGUUUACGAAUUCAUGACAAAUGGAAACUUAGAUAAGUGGCUGCACCAUGAUAGAGACAAUGAAAGUCCACCAAGAUAUUUGAACCUCCUUCAAAGACUAAAUAUUGUGAUUGAUGUAGCUUUUGCACUACAGUAUCUUCAUGAUCAUUGUGAAACGCCAAUCAUUCAUUGUGAUUUGAAGCCAAGCAAUGUUCUUCUUGAUGACGACAUGAUUGCUAAAGUAAGUGAUUUUGGUUUGGCAAGGAUCCUCUCUACAACAAAUGAUGCUUCCCAAAAUCAAACUAGCACAGUUGGAAUAAAGGGUACUAUUGGCUUUGCUGCUCCAGAGUACGGAAUGGGUGGUGAGGCAUCAGCACAAGGAGAUGUCUAUAGCUAUGGGAUUUUUGUGUUGGAGAUGUUCACGGGAAAGAGACCCACUGACAAAUUGUUUAAAGAUGGUUUCAACCUUCAUAAUUUUGUUAACAUGGCAUUGCCAGAAAAGCUUGGGCAAAUUGUGGACCCAAAUCUUUUCAAAAGAGAAGUAAAUGAAUUAGUAGUGGCAACAGAAGAAGAUGGCUACAACAACAAUGAUCACAAUGAUAUUGAGGCAAUAGAAGAAAGUGUUCAUAUUGAGAACCUAAGCCAGAUAACUUCUAAUGUGCAGAAGUGUCUACUUUCAAUUUUUCAAAUCAGCCUUGCUUGUUCAUUAGAAUCGCCAAAAGAAAGAAUGAACAUGGGAGAUGUCACAAGGGAACUACAUCGGAUCAAAAAUGCUUUUUUAGAGGUUGCAAGCCAUGGAUAA
Corylus avellana is the source of this 1980-nucleotide messenger RNA. NCBI's taxonomy places the organism in Eukaryota, Viridiplantae, Streptophyta, Magnoliopsida, Fagales, Betulaceae. The record is from RefSeq and is a predicted model, not a curated record.